AUGGCCAAUCUGCUCUCAGUGAGAUGUGUUGCCUCUCUGAGGAAAUCUGGAAUUAACUUAAGAACUGCUGCUCUGGGCAUCACUAAGCGAAACUACAGCAGCCAAAAGGGGUCUUCAACCGAGUAUGUGAGCCAAAGUGAUGCACCAUUGAGGCAUCACCAGAAGAGUUUACCCAGGUUACCCAUACCAAAACUGGAGGAUACUGUCAGGAGGUAUUUAGCUGCCCAGAGGCCUCUGUUGGAUGAUGAUCAGUUCAGAAUAACAGAGAAAAUUGCACAGGAUUUCCAGAACGGUGCUGGGAAACAGCUGCAAGAGGAACUGGUAGCUCAGGACAAAAACAACACACACACAAGCUACAUCUCAGGACCGUGGAUUGACAGGUAUCUUUCUGUUCGCUACUCUGUGAUGCUGACCAACCCCUUCAUGAUCUUCAAUCCUGACCCUAAACCACAGUACAAUGAGCAGAUUGUGCGGGCAACCAAUAUGGUGUGUUCAGCAUUGCGCUUUAUGAAAACACUGCGAGCCGGAUUACAGGAGCCAGAGGUUUUCCACCUCAACCCGACAAAGAGUGAGACAGACAGCUUCAAAGGGGUCGUCCGCUGUGCCCCGUCUUUCCUGUCUGGCCCCCUGGACACGUCUCCGUUCCUUCGCCUCUUCAACACAACUCGGAUCCCCAAGCGGAGGAGAGAUGAGCUCUUCACCGACGAGAAAGCGAGACAUCUCCUAGUUAUGAGCAAAGGCAACAUGUAUGUGUUUGACAUUGUAGACAGGGAUGGGAAUUCAGUGAAGCCUGCAGAGAUCCAGUCCCACUUGAAGUACAUUUUGUCUGACCCAACGCCAGCGGCGGCCUCUCCUCUCGGGGUCCUGACCAGUGAGAGCAGGGACGUGUGGGCCGGACUGAGGGACAAGCUGAUAGCAGCUGGAAACGCAGAGGAUUUACAGAUUGUUGACAGCGCCCUUUUCUGUCUCUGUCUGGACGAUGAAAGCAUGAGGGACCAAAUCCACCUCUCCCACAACAUGCUGCACGGCGACGGAUGCAAUCGGUGGUACGACAAGUCCUUUACUGUCAUUCUGACCAAAGACGGACAGGCGGGCAUCACUUUUGACCACUCCUGGGUAGACGGCUUAGCUAUGCUUUGCUUUCAGAAUGAGAUCUUCAAAGACACAACGGAGCGGCCGCUGGUACACCCGGGCCCCACUGCUGCUGCUGCUGUGGAUUCAGCCUCUGCUGUGCGCAGACUGCAGUUCAACCUGGACGACGAGCUGGAGGAUGGCAUCAAAAAAGUCAAGGAGAACUUUGACUCGAUUGUAUCGACGCUCACCAUUGACGCCAUGGAGUUCAAGAAAGGGGGCAAGGCACUGUUAAAGAAGAGCAAGUUGAGUCCAGAUGCUGUAGUCCAGCUGGCUUUUCAAAUGGGUUUCCUGAGGCAAUAUGGACAGACAGUAGCCGCAUGUGAGAGCUGCAGCACUGCAGCGUUCAGACACGGCCGCAUAGACUCCAUCCGCCCGCUCACCAUGCAGACACAACGAUGUUCACACGCCUUUGUUUUCCAGUCAGGACAACACAGUGUGGAGCAACUACAGGCCAUGCUGAGAGAAUGCUCUACAUAUCAUCGGCAGCUCAUCAAAGAAGGAACUAUGGGACAAGGUUUUGACCGUCACCUGUUUGCCCUGCGAUACCUGGCCGAGUCAAAGAGCGAGGCUCUGCACAGCCUGUACACAGACCCAUCUUACGCUGCCAUCAACCACGCCAUCCUCGAAACCAGCACCCUCACCAGUCCAGCUAUGGACUUUUUUGGCUUUGCCCCGUAUGCGCCUGACGGGUUUGGGCUUACCUACAGCGUUUUUGACGACUGGAUCGGCUGCAAUGUGUCCAGCUACCCGGCUCGCAACGUCCAUGAGUUCCUGCAGUGUGUCCACAAGUCCUUAGAGGACAUUUUCACUGUCCUGGAAGGAAAGACACUCAGCUAA
Anarrhichthys ocellatus (wolf-eel) is the source of this 1971-nucleotide messenger RNA. Its product is annotated as carnitine O-palmitoyltransferase 2, mitochondrial-like. Gene Ontology annotation, cellular component: mitochondrion. The record is from RefSeq and is a predicted model, not a curated record. The coding region runs from base 1 to 1971 and encodes 656 amino acids. Gene Ontology annotation, molecular function: carnitine O-palmitoyltransferase activity. The transcript has 5 exons. Gene Ontology annotation, biological process: fatty acid beta-oxidation. Lineage: Eukaryota; Metazoa; Chordata; Actinopteri; Perciformes; Anarhichadidae.